AUUUAUUUUUUUAUACGUAGACGCACAUUUAAAUGUUUUUAUUGAAUGAAUUACAUCAAAGAAAAAUUAUGUAAAGAAGCUCUGCCAUGAAAGAAAAUGCUAUUGCGAGAAAUAAAAUAGGGAUCUGCAAUUUGAUUUUUAUAACUUCAUAUACAUUUUGGUCAUGUAACAUAAGAAUAUAUACUUAGAGCUGAACAAAAUACAUCGUUGAAGUAUUUGACGAAUUGAAAGACAAAAUACAAAAUUCCAAUUAUUUAUAAAGUUUUAAUUAUUUAUAAAAAAAAGCGUGAAAAUAAAGUCAAAAUGCGAGUUAAAGAAUCAUUCUGUUUUGGAAUUCACAAGAAAUUGAGAAAACACGUUAAGGGAAAACAAAAUCGAAAAAUUGCGCGCAUGGUCACGUGACUCGCUAUCAAUAUGGCUCUUCCACACAAAAAGCGGCGUAGUUUGCCGCACGGCGGAAGUUGGCGCAGUAACCAAUCAGAGUUGGAUAAAAUUCAACUUCUUCCGCGAGACAGAAGAUUUGAUUGGCUACCACGUCAACUUUCGCUGCGCGGCAACCUAUGCCGUGCCCUGUUGAUCCUGUGUGCAGAAGCCAAACAACAGUACGUAAGCGCGCGUAGUUCCUCGCGAAUCAUUGCGGUCACAUUGUUCGUUAAAGUUUUUCAACGAGUGUUUACCGUUUCGAGUAGCCGCAAGGACACUUCGAGGAAGAGAGCUCAUGCGUCGCGUUGUCGUUUGAGAUUCCUUAUUGACAUCCGCCGUCGAAAUUCGUUGCCGAGUAAGAUGGGAAGAAAGAAGUUGAAGAAGAAGCUGCAGCAAGGAAAACCGAUAGUAGAAGAAAUUGAGAAAUCAACAGUGCCGACAGUGCCAAUAGAUAAUUUACCAGAAAAAUUUCUCUGGAUGCACGUAAAGAGCGGCACAAAGAUCAGAAAUGUUCUUUGCUACGCGCUGAAAGAAUUUCCCAGUUACGACAGCAUCGUAUGGACCGGUACCGGAUAUGCCAUCGCGAAAACUAUUUCUUGCGCGGAAAUCUUCAAGAGAAAACAUGAAGGCCUUCAUCAGGUGACAAAGUUAUGUUACGUCAAUUCGGAAAAAUCGAAGGAGGAUAUAGCUGCCGAGACUCGUCGGAUACCGGAAAUCCAUAUUUUACUGACUAAGAAUAUCAAAGAUACAAGUGAACUUGGGUAUCAAGCACCCGGGGAUUGUGAAAUAUUUCCGCAGGAGAAAGAUGCAGCGAAAUCAGAAGCGAACACUACAAUGGAAAGCACUGAUAAUAUACCUCGUAUCGAUGAGCAAUUCCAGACAAAGGAAAAAAACAAAAAAAGGAAAAAAAUGGACCAAUCAGAAAAAAAUGUGGAAUUACCUUCGAAGAAAAAGAAAGUACCUUAAUUAACAUAAUUAACCCUAUUCUGUUUACAGGUUUAUACAUUUAUUUGUUUAUUUAGGACUGUAAAAAAAUAUAUUUUAUUUUCUUACUAAUAUAUUUUAUUAAAAAAAUUUUUUGACGACAAAUUUAAAUGAGUUUAUCUGUUAAUGUAAGAUUUCUAUAAAAUUUUUUAGAACUUUUUGGAGAUCCUUUUCUUCAAACCGAUAUAAUUAAUUGAGCAAAUUUGAGUCGAACAACAUAUAAUUAAAGAUGAAUGUAUCACUACUCAAAACAUUAUCAAAAAUAUAAAAAUUGUAUAGAUUGUUCUAUUAUUACAUUUGAGUACCUGUGUAAAAUUUAAUUGCAUAAUUUUUAUUGUUUUAAAAGUUAUUAAAUUUUUGUUUGCUUUUGUGUAAAAUCGCGUGUGAUUUCUGUGUAAAAAGAGUAAAAACCACACAACUUUAAGAUAUUCUAAUAACAGUUGUAAAAGAGCAAUAACACAAAUCUUAUGUAGAAAGUUUAUUUCUUUAUUACAUAGACAAUUUUCACAAGAACAGUCACACGUCAUAUAUAUGUAUAUAUAUACCUGCUGCAUAAAGAAUCUCUCGUCACAUCUCGCGGUAUUCAUCAAUACAUUAUAACUCGAGUUUUUGUACUUACAAGUCUUAUAUACAGUGUUACAAUAUCUUUUCCAUUGCGUCGAAUACGAAAAGAAACAAUCUCGCAAUGCGCAGUAUGUCAAAACGUCACUCGUCGCUUGACAGAAUCUCGUUACGAGAAGCACGUGGGGCAGUAGCAAUUCUCGCGUAGCAACAUGUGUCAAUACAUGUUGAGUAUGAAUUUUAUUAUUCUAUCUUCAUAAAGACACUACUUUUAUAUGAUGAGAAUUACAUAUUAUUACAAUGAAUAUUUGUCGUGUCAGAAAGCAAUGUCAUUAUUGAUCGGCUGUCAUAAGAUCUCAUCUUAUGAUCUAUUUUUCAGAUAAAAAAAAUCAUCUUUACUAAUAUUCAUUUUAAAAAACGUAUUCGCACUAUACAUUUCAUAGCAAUAUCUUAUUAUAGAUUCGAAAAGCCACAGAUGGGCGAAUUGAUAAGGCGCCCAGCCACUCUUCUACACUUCAUCUUUUUGUUUAUUAUAGUUUCGACCUAGCCUUAAGUCCGACAUUUGGAACAAGCAAUCUGUUCAAGAUUCAUCGUAAAUUGUUACGAAAUUUUCAAGAACAGGAUAGAAAAAGCCUAACAUCCUGAUUUAUAUUGCUAUAUGGAAUAAAUGUGUAUGUAUUAUAAAUAACAGUGCAAUACCACAUUUAUCGCUAUGCUUCUCGCUCAAACAAUACAUCUUAUAAAGACCAACUACGUGAUGACGAUUAUUAUAGUCACCCUAGACUAACACGAUGCUGGUAUAAUAAUGUGUAAAAUUCUACAAUUGUUUAUAUAAAUUCGCAUUUUUCUGAUUAUGCAAAUUGCGGCAACAA
Solenopsis invicta (red fire ant) is the source of this 2840-nucleotide messenger RNA. RefSeq lists its product as uncharacterized. Bases 415 to 1389 code for a protein of 324 amino acids. NCBI's taxonomy places the organism in Eukaryota, Metazoa, Arthropoda, Insecta, Hymenoptera, Formicidae. Gene Ontology annotation, molecular function: RNA binding. Gene Ontology annotation, cellular component: ribonuclease MRP complex. Gene Ontology annotation, biological process: tRNA 5'-leader removal. The transcript has 5 exons. The record is from RefSeq and is a predicted model, not a curated record.